GGCGGAGAUUGCAGCUGUUUGACUGGGGCUUUCUGCGACAAGCAGGACGAGUCUGCUGACGGCCAGGGCCAUGACCUCCGUGGCCCUCCUGCCGCUGCUGUUCGGCUUUGUGGGCAUCUUCAGCCUCUUCAAGCUGCUGCGGUGCCUGCGGAUGAAGGCCCAUGUCCAGGGUGCUGUGGUGGUCAUCACUGGCGCCACCUCGGGACUGGGGCGAGAAUGCGCCAAAGUCUUCUUCGCCGCAGGUGCUAAGCUGGUGCUCUGUGGCCGGAACAGGGAGGCCCUGGAAGAGCUCACCAGAGAACUCGCUGCUUCUCAGGCCGCCAAGGUGCAGACACACAAACCUUUCACGGUGACCUUCGACCUCACAGACCCUGGGGCCCUCGUUGCAGCAACAGCUGAGAUCCUGCAGUGCUUCGGCUACGUGGACGUGCUCAUCAACAACGCUGGGGUCAGCUACCGCGGCGCCAUCAUAGACACCUCCACGGACGUGGACAAGAGAGUCAUGGAGACAAACUACUUUGGCCCAGUAGCUCUAACGAAAGCACUCCUGCCCGCCAUGAUCCACAGGCGACAGGGCCACAUCGUAGCCAUCAGCAGCAUCCAGGGCAAAAUCAGCAUUCCUUUCCGAUCUGCAUAUGCCGCCUCUAAACACGCGACCCAGGCGUUCUUUGACUGUCUGCGUGCCGAGAUGGAGCAGCACGAGAUCCAGGUGACCGUCAUCAGCCCCGGCUACAUCCACACCAACCUCUCUCUCAAUGCCAUCACUGCCGACGGCUCCAGAUAUGGAGUUAUGGACAAGACCACGGCCCACGGCCGAACGCCUGUGGAGGUGGCCCAAGAGGUUCUGGCUGCUGUGUUGAAGAAAAAGAAAGACGUGAUCCUGGCUGACCUAUUGCCUUCCUUGGCCAUAUAUCUGCGAACUCUGGCUCCUGACCUCUUCUUCAGCCUCAUGGCCUCCCGGGCCAGAAAGGAGCAGAAAUCCAAGAACUCCUAGUUCCAUGCAGAGCUGGGUAUUUGUCUCACAGAUGGGAAAGAUCAAGGUACAUGUGUCCUACAGAUGCCUAGACCCCUGCUGGCUGAGAAUGGGAAACAAAAAAGGUGUCUUCCCAGCAGUGCAGGGUAAUAACCCUUAAGGAGUCAAUGUGGAGCUGGGUUUUAAUGCUGAGAAUAUGAAAUAAAGGAAUGGAACACUAAGAGUCAUAGUCCUUAUGGACUAGAACAACUAUGCCUCCUUGGAAUUCUAGCCUCCACCGGCUCCUAGAAAGGUUUUCAAUCAGGACAUCAGAAGACAGCCUGACAUCACCUUGACCCAGUUGUUUUCAUGUUUCACUGACCCAAGGUCACUUGCCUAAUUGGUCUGGCAGAGUCUGCUUCUAGUAGUAAAAGGAAAAGGCUAUAGUUUAAGGUGGCAUUAUUCAUAUCCAUUCCCAGGAUCCUACAAUAUCUCAUUCAGCACAGCAAAGGGCUAACAUGUGAUCAUAUGACAUAUCCCGGGUGAUGAUGGCUUUAGUACCAAAAAGCAAUUCCCAGGUUCCCUGUUGACUCCCACCCAAAGCUUAUAGGGCCAGGCACCACUCCAGGCAGAAGGUGAACUUCCUAAGGAGAUGAGAGCCAAGAGGGGAAGGAACGUCCCCAUGGUCCCGUGUGUCCUCUAGUGUGAGACUCAGAAGCCCCGUGCAGUGGGGAGGGCUCGACAGCUGCGCCUGCCCCCGAAAGCAGCCUGUGUGUUAGCUGUGACAGUGGCAGAGGGGCCGGGAAGGGUGCCCGUGUCCGCCUUUCCACCUUGUUAACAAUAUAUGGU
Pteronotus mesoamericanus is the source of this 1801-nucleotide messenger RNA. RefSeq names its product dehydrogenase/reductase 7B (gene DHRS7B). The record is from RefSeq and is a predicted model, not a curated record. Gene Ontology annotation, molecular function: oxidoreductase activity. NCBI's taxonomy places the organism in Eukaryota, Metazoa, Chordata, Mammalia, Chiroptera, Mormoopidae. Gene Ontology annotation, cellular component: membrane. The transcript has 7 exons. Bases 71 to 994 code for a protein of 307 amino acids.